AAUGAGUAUACCUCACCCCUUCCCCUCCCUCAUUUUCGGCCAAGGAGAACCAGGGAGAGCAAGAAAAUCCACCCAACCUCCUUCCUCCAUUGUUGAAGAAAGCUCAUCAAAGAGGAAUCACCCAAAAAGGAGCUAAAGUGCUAAAAGUGUGAAAUAAUUAAGGGAAUUGUAAAGGGUAUUUCAAGUGAUUUCACAAAGUUGGAAAAGUCGCCGGAGUAGUCGCCGGAGUUGACCAAAAGUCGCCGGAGUUUCACCGGAGUUCAACCAAGAAGGGUAAAACUUCAAAACGCUAGCUCAAGGUUGAAGCUAGAGCUUGCUACUUGCACCUUCUCACGGGUGAUAUCAAAUCAGGGAGACGUGAAAUGGAGGGCAGGCGAAUGGGGACCAGGAACAAUCCGAGAGGGCAAGCGCCGGUGACAUCCCAAAGGGGAAGCCGGGCUGCAUCUCGGGGUUCGGGAGGAGGCCGGGGAGGCCGUGGGAGCCGUGGAGGUCAUCAAGCUCAAACUGUGAGUGAUGGCCAUGUGAGCUCGGUGUAUGAAACCAACACCGAGGACUAUGACUCAACCUAUGUUCCAGAAACGGAGCACGAGGAGACCCCGUAUGAUGGGGGUGACACAUACACCGAUGAUGAUGAUGAAGAGAGUGAUGCCAAGUUCGCCCAAAUGGGCGAAUUGCUUGAGUGGUAUCAAAAAGAAAAGCUGAGGAGAGACCUUAGGCGCCAAGCAAGGCGUGGCUCUCGCGGUGCUUCGGGUCAAGGAAGCCGGGGAGCUUCAAGGGCCACUCCCGUGGCGCCACAUGAUGGGCGUGAAGGAGGUUUUGUAGUAAGGAUCUCCAAGUACCUCAAGGAGGCUAGGGCCUUGGGGUGUAGGUCCUUUGACGGCACCGGUGACAUUACCGUUGCCGCCGAUUGGAUCAAGAAGGUGAAGGAUGCAUCAAGGGACAUGCAAAUCACACCGGACGUGAAGUUGACUGUCGCUUCACGGCUCCUUGAAGGGAUAGCUUCUACGUGGUGGGAGAGCGUGGAAGGGAAGUACCAUGGGGAAAUAACAUGGGCGGACUUUGAGCUAGAGUUCUAUGCUCAAUACUACUCCGAGUACGAGGUGAAUGUGAAACGGAGAGAGUACACUAACCUCAAACAGAAAGAGGGCGGCACAGUUAAGCAACUGGAACAAGAGUUUAGAACCUUGGCUAGGUUCUUGCCGGAGUACGCGGUUGAUGAGAACCGCAUGACGGAACACUUUUGGGAUGCCCUACUCUUGGACAUCCGUGACCGAGCUACGUACUCGCGUCACAUGACCUUCAGUGAGGUGGUGGAGCAGGGCCUUCUCGGGGAGGCCCAAUGGAAUGAGAGAAAAGAGAGAGACGCCGAGGAGGCGAAAAAGAGGAAAUGGCAAAGUUCGGGGCCGCCCGAGCAAGCACGGAAGGAUAAGCACGGUGGAGGUGGCGGUUCGUUCAAGACACCGGCACCACCGGCAAAGAAGAACAGGGAUGCUCGGUGGCAUGCAUCCUCCUCACAAAGGACGGGGCCUCCAAAGUGUGCCAAUUGUUCGAAAAAUCAUUUUGGGAAGUGCAAUGCACCCCCAAGGUGUUAUCAAUGCGGGAACACGGGCCACAUGAAGGCAAAUUGCCCACAAUUAGGGGGAGGAGGAGCUCCGGGAUCCGGAGGAGGAACCAUGACGGGAAGGAACCGUGCGGGGCCGUCAAACGGCGGCACGGGAAGAGGCGGCGCAUCCACAAGCCAUGCCGCAUCCGUCAACCAAGGUGGGACCCAAGCCCGAGUGUACUCGAUGACCGAGGCGGAUGCGAGAGCUAAACCGGAUUCCGUUGCAGGGAAUUGUAAAGGGUAUUUCAAGUGAUUUCACAAAGUUGGAAAAGUCGCCGGAGUAGUCGCCGGAGUUGACCAAAAGUCGCCGGAGUUUCACCGGAGUUCAACCAAGAAGGGUAAAACUUCAAAACGCUAGCUCAAGGUUGAAGCUAGAGCUUGCUACUUGCACCUUCUCACGGGUGAUAUCAAAUCAGGGAGACGUGGUUCGUGCUUCCUUAUUUUCUUUCAAACUACCGAACACUUGCUCAUGGAUAUUUGUUUUACUACAAACUAUUUUUGGGGCUUGCAUGCCCAUGUUGUCGGCCGGUUGUGGCCCAUGACUUACCGUUGAAUAUUUCCGCUAUUCAUUGGUUUAAUGUGAUGUUGUUAUGUAUGUUUACUACUGAGUAUGGAUGGAUUGUUUUCUCGAACGCCUUGUGUAAUUAAGUGAGGUUGACCCGUGGGUGACGUCACUUAGUUAUACGGCGGUUGUACACGCGCUUGGAUUGCGGUCUGGGGCGUGACAGCCGCCAUAGAAUGAGCGAUCGGCUAUGUUUUGGAAUUUUAUUUUAGUUGUUCUUGAUGAUUUAAAUUAAUGUUUCCAUUCAGUACUUUGUUUUUAUUUUUCCCAUUAAAACUUUUUGGCGACA
This is a messenger RNA of Cuscuta epithymum, 2454 nucleotides long. Lineage: Eukaryota; Viridiplantae; Streptophyta; Magnoliopsida; Solanales; Convolvulaceae. The record is from the annotation of a GenBank genome assembly.